UCGUUGUAUUAAGUGUUAGUGCAGAUGAUUCUAUUGUUACUUCAACUUCAUUAUUCCCAACCUCGAGUGAUCCAGCCACUACAUACACCACUACUUUCACCUCCACUGAUAGUAAUGGAUAUGUUGCUACUGAUUCAGGAGUCGUUGUAUUAAGUGUUGGUGCAGAUGAUUCUAUUGUUACUUCAACUUCAUUAUUCCCAACCUCGAGUGAUCCAGCCACUACAUACACCACUACUUUCACCUCCACUGAUAGGAACGGAUAUGUUGCUACUGAUUCAGGAGUCGUUGUAUUAAGUGUUGGUGCAGAUGAUUCUAUUGUUACUUCAACUUCAUUAUUCCCAACCUCGAGUGAUCCAGCCACUACAUACACCACUACUUUUACCUCUACUGAUAGUAACGGAUAUGUUGCUACUGAUUCAGGAGUCGUUGUAUUAAGUGUCGGUUCUGAUGAUGUGAUUAAUACCAGUACUUCAUUAUUCCCAACCUCAAGUGAUCCAGCCACUACAUACACCACUACUUUUACCUCUACUGAUAGUAACGGAUAUGUUGCUACUGAUUCAGGAGUCGUUGUAUUAAGUGUUGGUGCAGAUGAUUCUAUUGUUACUUCAACUUCAUUAUUCCCAACCUCGAGUGAUCCAGCCACUACAUACUCCACUACGUUUACCUCCACUGAUAGUAACGGAUAUGUUGCUACUGAUUCAGGAGUCGUUGUAUUAAGUGUUGGUUCCGAUGAUGUGAUUAAUACCAGUACUUCAUUAUUCCCAACCUCGAGUGAUCCAGCCACUACAUACACCACUACUUUUACCUCCACUGAUAGUAACGGAUAUGUAGCUACUGAUUCAGGAGUCGUUGUAUUAAGUGUUGGUGCAGAUGAUUCUAUUGUUACUUCAACUUCAUUAUUCCCAACCUCAAGUGAUCCAGCCACUACAUACACCACUACUUUUACCUCUACUGAUAGUAACGGAUAUGUUGCUACUGAUUCAGGAGUCGUUGUAUUAAGUGUUGGUUCCGAUGAUGUGAUUAAUACCAGUACUUCAUUAUUCCCAACCUCAAGUGAUCCAGCCACCGCAUACACCACUACUUUUACCUCCACUGAUAGUAACGGAUAUGUUGCUACUGAUUCAGGAGUCGUUGUAUUAAGUGUUGGUUCCGAUGAUGUGAUUAAUACCAGUACUUCAUUAUUCCCAACCUCGAGUGAUCCAGCCACUACAUACACCACUACUUUCACCUCUACUGAUAGUAACGGAUAUGUUGCUACUGAUUCAGGAGUCGUUGUAUUAAGUGUUGGUGCAGAUGAUUCUAUUGUUACUUCAACUUCAUUAUUCCCAACCUCGAGUGAUCCAGCCACUACAUACACCUCUACUUUCACCUCUACUGAUAGUAACGGAUAUGUUGCUACUGAUUCAGGAGUCGUUGUAUUAAGUGUUGGUUCCGAUGAUGUGAUUAAUACCAGUACUUCAUUAUUCCCAACCUCGAGUGAUCCAGCCACUACAUACACCACUACUUUCACCUCCACUGAUAGUAAUGGAUAUGUUGCUACUGAUUCAGGAGUCGUUGUAUUAAGUGUUGGUGCAGAUGAUUCUAUUGUUACUUCAACUUCAUUAUUCCCAACCUCGAGUGAUCCAGCCACUACAUACACCACUACUUUCACCUCCACUGAUAGUAACGGAUAUGUUGCUACUGAUUCAGGAGUCGAUGUAUUAAGUGUUGGUGCAGAUGAUUCUAUUGUUACUUCAACUUCAUUAUUCCCAACCUCGAGUGAUCCAGCCACUACAUACACCACUACUUUCACCUCUACUGAUAGUAACGGAUAUGUUGCUACUGAUUCAGGAGUCGUUGUAUUAAGUGUCGGUUCCGAUGAUGUGAUUAAUACCAGUACUUCAUUAUUCCCAACCUCAAGUGAUCCAGCCACUACAUACACCUCUACUUUCACCUCUACUGAUAGUAACGGAUAUGUUGCUACUGAUUCAGGAGUCGUUGUAUUAAGUGUUGGUUCCGAUGAUGUGAUUAAUACCAGUACUUCAUUAUUCCCAACCUCGAGUGAUCCAGCCACUACAUACACCACUACUUUCACCUCCACUGAUAGUAAUGGAUAUGUUGCUACUGAUUCAGGAGUCGUUGUAUUAAGUGUUGGUGCAGAUGAUUCUAUUGUUACUUCAACUUCAUUAUUCCCAACCUCGAGUGAUCCAGCCACUACAUACACCACUACUUUCACCUCCACUGAUAGUAACGGAUAUGUUGCUACUGAUUCAGGAGUCGUUGUAUUAAGUGUUAGUGCAGAUGAUUCUAUUGUUACUUCAACUUCAUUAUUCCCAACCUCGAGUGAUCCAGCCACUACAUACACCACUACUUUCACCUCUACUGAUAGUAACGGAUAUGUUGCUACUGAUUCAGGAGUCGUUGUAUUAAGUGUCGGUUCCGAUGAUGUGAUUAAUACCAGUACUUCAUUAUUCCCAACCUCGAGUGAUCCAGCCACUACAUACACCUCUACUUUCACCUCCACUGAUAGUAAUGGAUAUGUUGCUACUGAUUCCGGAGUCGUUGUAUUAAGUGUUGGUUCCGAUGAUUCUAUUGUUACUUCAACUUCAUUAUUCCCAACCUCGAGUGAUCCAGCCACUACAUACUCCACUACGUUUACCUCCACUGAUAGUAACGGAUAUGUUGCUACUGAUUCAGGAGUCGUUGUAUUAAGUGUUGGUUCCGAUGAUGUGAUUAAUACCAGUACUUCAUUAUUCCCAACCUCGAGUGAUCCAGCCACUACAUACACCACUACGUUUACCUCCACUGAUAGUAACGGAUAUGUUGCUACUGAUUCAGGAGUCGUUGUAUUAAGUGUUGGUUCCGAUGAUGUGAUUAAUACCAGUACUUCAUUAUUCCCAACCUCAAGUGAUCCAGCCACUACAUACACCACUACUUUUACCUCUACUGAUAGUAACGGAUAUGUUGCUACUGAUUCAGGAGUCGUUGUAUUAAGUGUUGGUUCCGAUGAUGUGAUUAAUACCAGUACUUCAUUAUUCCCAACCUCGAGUGAUCCAGCCACUACAUACACCACUACUUUUACCUCUACUGAUAGUAACGGAUAUGUUGCUACUGAUUCAGGAGUCGUUGUAUUAAGUGUUGGUUCCGAUGAUGUGAUUAAUACCAGUACUUCAUUAUUCCCAACCUCGAGUGAUCCAGCCACUACAUACACCACUACUUUCACCUCUACUGAUAGUAACGGAUAUGUUGCUACUGAUUCAGGAGUCGUUGUAUUAAGUGUUGGUGCAGAUGAUUCUAUUGUUACUUCAACUUCAUUAUUCCCAACCUCGAGUGAUCCAGCCACUACAUACACCACUACUUUUACCUCUACUGAUAGUAACGGAUAUGUUGCUACUGAUUCAGGAGUCGUUGUAUUAAGUGUUGGUUCCGAUGAUUCUAUUGUUACUUCAACUUCAUUAUUCCCAACCUCGAGUGAUCCAGCCACUACAUAUACCACUACGUUUACCUCCACUGAUAGUAACGGAUAUGUUGCUACUGAUUCAGGAGUCGUUGUAUUAAGUGUUAGUGCAGAUGAUUCUAUUGUUACUUCAACUUCAUUAUUCCCAACCUCGAGUGAUCCAGCCACUACAUACACCACUACUUUCACCUCCACUGAUAGUAACGGAUAUGUAGCUACUGAUUCAGGAGUCGUUGUAUUAAGUGUCGGUUCCGAUGAUGUGAUUAAUACCAGUACUUCAUUAUUCCCAACCUCGAGUGAUCCAGCCACUACAUACACCACUACUUUUACCUCCACUGAUAGUAAUGGAUAUGUUGCUACUGAUUCAGGAGUCGUUGUAUUAAGUGUUGGUGCAGAUGAUUCUAUUGUUACUUCAACUUCAUUAUUCCCAACCUCGAGUGAUCCAGCCACUACAUACACCACUACUUUUACCUCUACUGAUAGUAACGGAUAUGUAGCUACUGAUUCAGGAGUCGUUGUAUUAAGUGUUGGUUCCGAUGAUGUGAUUAAUACCAGUACUUCAUUAUUCCCAACCUCAAGUGAUCCAGCCACCGCAUACACCACUACUUUUACCUCCACUGAUAGUAACGGAUAUGUUGCUACUGAUUCAGGAGUCGUUGUAUUAAGUGUUGGUUCCGAUGAUGUGAUUAAUACCAGUACUUCAUUAUUCCCAACCUCGAGUGAUCCAGCCACUACAUACACCACUACUUUCACCUCUACUGAUAGUAACGGAUAUGUUGCUACUGAUUCAGGAGUCGUUGUAUUAAGUGUUGGUGCAGAUGAUUCUAUUGUUACUUCAACUUCAUUAUUCCCAACCUCGAGUGAUCCAGCCACUACAUACACCACUACUUUUACCUCUACUGAUAGUAACGGAUAUGUUGCUACUGAUUCAGGAGUCGUUGUAUUAAGUGUUGGUGCAGAUGAUUCUAUUGUUACUUCAACUUCAUUAUUCCCAACCUCGAGUGAUCCAGCCACUACAUACACCACUACUUUUACCUCUACUGAUAGUAACGGAUAUGUAGCUACUGAUUCAGGAGUCGUUGUAUUAAGUGUUAGUGCAGAUGAUUCUAUUGUUACUUCAACUUCAUUAUUCCCAACCUCAAGUGAUCCAGCCACUACAUACACCACUACUUUCACCUCCACUGAUAGUAAUGCAUAUGUUGCUACUGAUUCAGGAGUCGUUGUAUUAAGUGUUGGUGCAGAUGAUUCUAUUGUUACUUCAACUUCAUUAUUCCCAACCUCGAGUGAUCCAGCCACUACAUACACCACUACGUUUACCUCUACUGAUAGUAACGGAUAUGUUGCUACUGAUUCAGGAGUCGUUGUAUUAAGUGUUGGUUCCGAUGAUGUGAUUAAUACCAGUACUUCAUUAUUCCCAACCUCGAGUGAUCCAGCCACUACAUACACCACUACUUUCACCUAUACUGAUAGUAACGGAUAUGUUGCUACUGAUUCAGGAGUCGUUGUAUUAAGUGUUGAUUCCGAUGAUGUGAUUAAUACCAGUACUUCAUUAUUCCCAACCUCGAGUGAUCCAGCCACUACAUACACCACUACUUUUACCUCUACUGAUAGUAACGGAUAUGUUGCUACUGAUUCAGGAGUCGUUGUAUUAAGUGUUGGUGCAGAUGAUUCUAUUGUUACUUCAACUUCAUUAUUCCCAACCUCGAGUGAUCCAGCCACUACAUACACCACUACUUUUACCUCUACUGAUAGUAACGGAUAUGUUGCUACUGAUUCAGGAGUCGUUGUAUUAAGUGUUGGUUCCGAUGAUUCUAUUGUUACUUCAACUUCAUUAUUCCCAACCUCGAGUGAUCCAGCCACUACAUACACCACUACGUUUACCUCCACUGAUAGUAACGGAUAUGUUGCUACUGAUUCAGGAGUCGUUGUAUUAAGUGUCGGUUCCGAUGAUGUGAUUAAUACCAGUACUUCAUUAUUCCCAACCUCGAGUGAUCCAGCCACUACAUACACCACUACUUUUACCUCCACUGAUAGUAAUGGAUAUGUUGCUACUGAUUCAGGAGUCGUUGUAUUAAGUGUUGGUUCCGAUGAUUCUAUUGUUACUUCAACUUCAUUAUUCCCAACCUCGAGUGAUCCAGCCACUACAUACACCACUACGUUUACCUCUACUGAUAGUAACGGAUAUGUAGCUACUGAUUCAGGAGUCGUUGUAUUAAGUGUUGGUUCCGAUGAUGUGAUUAAUAC
Molecule: messenger RNA, 5680 nt
Organism: Scheffersomyces coipomensis
Lineage: Eukaryota; Fungi; Ascomycota; Pichiomycetes; Serinales; Debaryomycetaceae
Product: beta strand repeat-containing protein
Exons: 2
Molecular function (GO): protein binding
Source: RefSeq, a predicted model, not a curated record